GGCUGAGGUGCCUUUGGCUGGCUGUAAUCGUCUGCUGCGUGUGAUGGUGUGAGGUAGAUGGUGCUUAUAACAUUCUCGUAGUAUACGCGAUCCUUGGCUAGUCUGGGUCAAUGAACAGUACAACGUGAACUCUACCGCCGGCGCAAUGCCGACUACCUCUUCUUUUCCCUCCUUCGAUGUGCCCAACGUAGAUAUAUGGCAAUUCAUUUUCGAAACUCCGCGAGAGGGUAACUUUCCUGAAAGCCAAGUCAUCUACCGUGCCGUGGACGACUCCCGCCACUACACUUUUGCCCAAGUUCGGAGAACCGCAGAACUACUCGGCGCUGCUCUACACAACCAAUACCACAUAGGCAAGGGUGACGUUGUCUGCGUCUACUCACCCAAUGAUGUCGACUACGGUCCCGUGGUCUAUGGUGCCCUCUGGGCAGGCGGCAUCAUCGCUCCCGCAAAUCCUGGAUACGGAGCCAAGGAUCUGGCUUUCAUGCUCACCAACUCCGGCGCUAAAGUCAUUGUCACGCAGAAACCGCUGCUUGAGGUCGCUCGUGCGGCGGCCGAACUGGCCAAGCUGUCCGAUGAUUGCAUCAUCCUAAUGGGAGACUAUACGGGCUUAUCGAACAGCAAACCGCCGCACUUCAAGUCCUUAGUCAAGUCUGACAGCACAUCUCAGAGACCUGCCCGCUUAGAUCCGCACAACGACUUAGCUUUCCUAGCCUACAGUUCCGGCACCACCGGUCUUCCCAAAGGCGUCAUGCUCUCCCACCGCAACAUCAUCGCCGACGUUCUCGGCAUCCGUGGCUGCGUUGGAUCAGAGAACUACGGCUGGAAGAACGACCGCAUCCUGGCCAUCCUUCCUUUCUUCCACAUCUACGGGCUUACGGGGCUGUUGCACCAACCCUUACAUCGUGGGCUGGAGAUCGUGGUCAUGCCUGCUUUCAACCUCAAUGAAUUUUGCACGGCUGUACAGAGGUAUAAGAUCACUUUCACCUAUGUCGCACCCCCGGUGUUGGUACAGUUAUCGAGGGGUAGGGAAGUGAAGAAGUACGAUCUUAGUUCGCUAAGGAUGAUUACUUCUGGAGCCGCACCUUUGACGAAGGAGUUGGUGGCUUUCUUGCACGAUAAGAUGGGGUUGAAGGUUAAUCAGGCAUAUGGGUUGAGCGAAACGAGUCCGAUGACACAUACUCAACCCUGGUCCGAAUGGUGGUCCUCCGUCGGCUCCGUCGGAAAGCUUUUCCCAAACAUGAGCGCCAAGCUCGUUUCAGGAGACGGCCGUGAGGUCCAGGCUGGCGAGACCGGCGAGCUGUGGGUGAAAGGUCCGAACGUAUUCAAAGGAUACUGGAAGAAUGCGGAGGCUACAAAGAACGCCAUCACAGAAGACGGCUACUUCAAGACCGGCGAUGUCGGGCAUCAGGAUGACAACCACAACUUGUACAUCACGGAUCGCAUGAAGGAGUUGAUCAAAUGGAAUGGCUUCCAGGUCGCGCCAGCGGAACUUGAGGGCAUCCUGCUUGACAGCCCGCUAGUCGAUGACGUCGCCGUGAUUGGCAUCCACGAUGCCGCCGAGCAUACGGAGCUUCCGCGAGCUUACGUUGUGCCCGCUUCCGGUCGUGAGCCUUCGGAGGCGCUGGGGAGGGAGAUUGCGGAAUGGAUGAGUGCACGGGUGGCGUACUACAAGAAGCUGAGGGGUGGAGUUAGGUUUGUGAAGGAGAUCCCUAAGAGUCAGGCGGGGAAAAUUUUGAGAAGAGUGUUGAAGGAUAUGGCGACUGAGGAGGAGAGGCAGGGAAGGGCGAAACUUUAAGUGGCCUGGUCUUCGCCACGAGGACGGAAGGAUUACGGGAGCUUGUCCCGAGGCAUCCGGUCGCUCGGACGAGGAGCUUCGCUUCGAACUGGAGGAACUUUGCGCUCGUCUGCCUGACGCUGGAAGGCCAUACUCAAGCAGAUGAGGUGCGGAGCUGGAAAGGCUUGUUGCGCGUGCGGAUGUAAUCUG
Baudoinia panamericana UAMH 10762 is the source of this 1984-nucleotide messenger RNA. RefSeq lists its product as uncharacterized. The transcript has 4 exons. Gene Ontology annotation, molecular function: CoA-ligase activity. NCBI's taxonomy places the organism in Eukaryota, Fungi, Ascomycota, Dothideomycetes, Mycosphaerellales, Teratosphaeriaceae. Bases 146 to 1795 code for a protein of 549 amino acids. The record is from RefSeq and is a predicted model, not a curated record. Gene Ontology annotation, biological process: secondary metabolic process.